CUCGGGGCUUCGUAAAACCCAUUCAGCCAAAACCGGAAGUGUCCUUGAAAAUAGUUUGCUGCAAAACUGUUCUUGUUUUUGUUCCUUCAGCCGUCUACAAACAGCCAGCUCAUAGGAUUAAUAAAUGUUGAAGAUCCAGCUUCCUCUUCAGCCUGAAACCAUUAAAUAAAAAAGGCCCAUCAUGCCUCUGUUUCGGGUGUUGGGUGAUCGGUCUGGGGCGAAGGCUCAGCCCAAGCGGAGAGGUCCAAAGAUCAGGAAGGGGACAGGAAGAUGCUGUAUGACUGAGGAUGACGACUGUGUCCCGUCUCUACAACACAUGUGUCUGGUAAACCUCGCUGACAACAUGAAGGAGGUGUGGGUGAAGGACUACGCCGACAACUACGUUGACCAAUACUGCUUCAGAUACAUCAUGGGGCCUUUCAACUUACUACCUGGCGAGCUCGUGGAGGAGCUGACCCUGUUGCUGUGUCGCAGGAAGCAGCUGUCCCGACCGGCCCUCCACCUCCUACUAGUGCCCCAGCUCCGACACCUGUCCCUGGAGAAGUGUCCCGGGCUGGUGACCCCGGCCCUCUGUGGCCACAUCGCUGCUCGUUGCCAGGGUCUGUGCAGUCUGGACCUUUCUGGAGUCCAGCAGCUUCCUGCAAAGGUCCUCUGUGAAACUGUCCACAGCCUCCCAGCGCUUCGCUCCCUCUCCCUUGUUGGCACGCGCUGUGACCGGAGUGUCAUCCAGACGGUUGUCGACUGCUGCCGUUCGCUGAGACAUCUCAACGUGUCUCAUUGUCAUUUGCUCUCCCCGGCUUCACUGCUUCCUCUCGGCGGUGUCUGUCCGUCCUCUUCCUCUCCGUCUCAGUCAUCUGCCUCUUCUUCUCCAGCCCUGCGUCCUCCUCUCCCUCUCGGCAGCCUGUUGGCUCUGGAUAUAGGGUUUGGCGAGCAGGAGGAAGACUCCACAGUGGUAGCAGCCUAUCUCCUCCUCUCCCUUCCCUGUCUUGAGAGCGCGGCCUUGGAGGGCCUCGCUCCAGCCUGCGGCCUCCUCGAGCGCGAGGAGUUCCUCCACACGGACAAGUUCGCCGACAGGGAGAGAGUUCCUCGGAUGGAGGAGGUGCGGAGGGAGAGGACGCGGCACCGGGGCGGGGACAGUUGGGAGAGGAGGAGAGGUUGCGACGCAGCUGAGAGUGACGAGGAAGAGGGCGUGUGCGCGACGAAGGAUGAGAGUGAGGAUGAUGAUGAGCCACCUUGCAGCCGUGCAGAAGUAAAACAGAAAUCUCCGUCCCGAUCAGAACUGGUUCUGCAGCUGAGGAGUGUCCAGGGUGUGACCUGUGUCUCUCUGGACUGUUUGAGUCGUUUAUGUCCAGACAUGAGGUCAGUAUCUGUGAACGUUGAUCCGUACAGCAACGGAAGACAACGGGAAUCUCUGCUGGCAGCAGACCUGAAGCCGUGGGUCGGGCUGCUGCGGAGCCUUUCAUUUCAGUAUCCUGGUCCGCUGGAGGAUCUUCUUAUUCCCUUACAAGUUGCAGGCUCCUCUCUGCUCUCUCUCUCCCUGGAGGGGGUGAAAACCAGCGCCCACAGCCCACUGCUGGAGGUCAUCAGGGCUUGUCCCAGACUCAGAGAUUUUCACAUCUCUGCCGAGCCUCCUGUUCCGUUACAGAUUGAGGAUGAGGAUGAUUGGGAUCUCCCGCAGCUGCCACAACUCCACUCAUUCAAACUCAGUUUCUCCUACGAUCACAACCAAAAGAAGCCCUUCAUGUUUUGGAUGUCCCUGACGAAGGUGCUCACGUGUCUCCUGACCGGCUCGCCCCUGCUGGAGAAGCUCUCCCUGAUCUCCCUGCCGUGUCCUCUGAACAGCGUCCUGCAGGACGUGCUGCUGCACGUGAGCUCGGGCUCGCCGGCCCCACCGCCGCUGCCGCUCGGACGGGUACAACACCUCGACCUGACGCGGACAGACGUGCAGAUGGUAACGGUGAAGAACAUAAUGCAGCGGAGCAGGAGGCUGAAGUGUGUGGACGUUAGUCACUGCUGGCAGAUCACUCAGCUCCAGUGGCUGGACUGCAAGAGGUUCAGAUCAGUGGAGGUCGUCUGGGUGUAGUGAAGAGACGAGACGAGAUGUUAAGUAUAUUUAAAAAAAAAUUACAACUAUGCAAUUUUUUAACCUCUGCUGCACAAAUAUCACAAUCUCUAAAAUAAACUACUGUAUGUAUUUUUA
Messenger RNA from Austrofundulus limnaeus, 2200 nucleotides. RefSeq lists its product as uncharacterized. NCBI's taxonomy places the organism in Eukaryota, Metazoa, Chordata, Actinopteri, Cyprinodontiformes, Rivulidae. The transcript has 5 exons. The coding region runs from base 182 to 2083 and encodes 633 amino acids. The record is from RefSeq and is a predicted model, not a curated record.